AUGCAGACAGUACACUAUGCCCAGCACCAUUAUGCUCCCCCUCCACCUCCUUUCCAUCCCAUGACGGCCUACUCACACUACCCACCAACAUCGAUCCCGGAUCCGAGGCUGCCUCCGCCGAUACCAGUGUCCCAUGUCGGACCCAGUAACAAGCGCCUCGCACCUCCUCAUCCCCAUCCUGGUGAAGCGCCCGCGAAGAAGAAGCAAUCGAAAUGGACCGCGGACGAGGAUCGAUCGAUCAUCGAGCUGAGAGGGAAUGGCAUGAAGUGGGAAGACAUCUCCAAGCACCUGCCUGGUCGCAGUGCCAUCAGUUGUCGACUGCGCUUCCAGAACUACCUCGAACGACGGUCGGAGUGGGACGAGGAGAAGAAGAACAAGCUCGCACGGUUGUAUGAGCGGUAGGUUGCGUUCUGCGUGGGUGUCAUUCGUCCAAUCCGUCGCUGACUCGUCGUGCAGAUUCAAGAAGGACAUGUGGGAGAAGAUCUCGAAGGAGAUGCAGCUGCCAUGGCGGGCAGCGGAAGCGAUGCACUGGCAGAUUGGUGAGGUCGAGAUGGCUCAACGCGCCAACGUGCCUGUCUUCCAUCUCGCCGGCCAGCACGGGCCGGAACGAUCGCAAGAGCCAGAGAGCAGGAGCAGCCUGUCGCCUUGUGCACGCACCGUACAGCCGCCCAGUGCCAUGGCCUACUCACAUACACACAACCACAGCCUUCCUCAGAUCCCGCACAGCAUAUCACACCCCGUGUCGCCUGUGCAGACCAGAUUGCGACGGAGCAGCGAUGACACGUCUCCUCCCGGGCAUGCUGCCCUGCGACGCCGGGCGGACAGCGCGAGAUCGAUGCCCAUCUCCUCCACACCGCACAACAGAACACCACUACCGCCGCUGGUCGACGUGACCGGUCCCCCGGCGGCUCCUCCGCGAUACACGCUUCCGCCAGUCGUGACGGACAGCGGGCGACGAUGA
This is a messenger RNA of Lecanosticta acicola, 961 nucleotides long. The record is from the annotation of a GenBank genome assembly. Lineage: Eukaryota; Fungi; Ascomycota; Dothideomycetes; Mycosphaerellales; Mycosphaerellaceae.